This is a messenger RNA of Amblyraja radiata (thorny skate), 1872 nucleotides long. RefSeq names its product epsin-3. The record is from RefSeq and is a predicted model, not a curated record. The transcript has 7 exons. Gene Ontology annotation, molecular function: phospholipid binding; clathrin binding. Gene Ontology annotation, cellular component: clathrin vesicle coat; plasma membrane; endosome. Gene Ontology annotation, biological process: endocytosis. Bases 262 to 1686 code for a protein of 474 amino acids. NCBI's taxonomy places the organism in Eukaryota, Metazoa, Chordata, Chondrichthyes, Rajiformes, Rajidae.
ACGCCGCCCCCGACCCUGGAUAUAAACACUGCGCCGCCCCCCGGGACCGCCUCUUGCCCGGCCCGAUCUCCACAGUUGCAGGAUUUGCAAACCCUGCUCAGCCAGUGGCGCGCCGACACCGGUCUGCUCUGCUCUGCUCUGUGAGCGCUGGGGCUCCCCGAUGCCCUGCGGUUUGGACGGCAGCCGGGCGAAGCGGUUCCACGCCGGGCUCCCAGGGUUGAACUAGUCGGCGUGAGCUGGCGGGGCGGCGGGACAUUGAGCAUGGCCACGUCGGCUCUGCGGCGGCGGAUGAAGAACCUGGUCCACAACUACUCGGACGCCGAGAUCAAGGUGCGGGAGGCCACGUCCAACGACCCCUGGGGCCCGGCCAGCUCGCUCAUGUCCGAGAUCGCCGACCUGACCUUCCACGUCGGGGCUUUCCCGGAGAUUAUGUCCAUGUUGUGGAGGCGCCUGGGUGACCAGGGUCGCAACUGGAGACACGUCUACAAGGCGCUGACCUUGCUCGACUACCUACUCAAGACGGGCUCCGAGAAGGUGGCCCAGCAGUGCAAGGAGAACAUGCACACCAUCCGGGCGCUGGUCGACUUCCACUUCAUCGACCAGGACAGCAAGGACCAGGGGGCCAACGUGCGCCACAAGGCCGGCCAGCUACUCGCUCUACUCCGGGACGAGGAGCGGAUGCGCCAGGACCGGGUGCACGCACUCAGAACCAGGGAGAGGAUGUCCCAGGUGGUGAUGAGGCCGCGGGCUGGCCUGGGCUCGGCCCAUCUCAGCCCGGCCGCCCACAGCAACGGGGAGGACAGCGGGGGAUCUCCCGAGAGCCCCGUUAACCCUCUCUCCCGGUUGCCGUGGUUUAACCCCGACCUGGAGCAGACCAGGCCGCACACCAGUGAGGAAGAGGAGCUCCAGGUACAGCUCGCCCUGGCAAGGAGCAGGCCCGAGGCUGAGAAUGCAGCCGAGGGACGGAGAACAAGUUUACCCCCGGAUGAAAGUGACGAGGAUGAGGAUGGAAGUCCUCAAAGAGGACCGGAGCCAAGUCACCAAGAGUUCAACCCUGUGGAGGGGAGGAAGGAGCCCUUGCUGCUGGAGUUUGCUGAUGUCUUCGGUGCCCCACUGUUUCCAACGGAGACCAGGGCUGAUUCGUGGGACGUCCAUUUCAACAGCGGCUCCAGCCCAAGUCAUCCACACGGAGGCAGAGACGUUUGGUCACCCUCAUUUACAGCCCACGCUAACCACUGGGGUGUUGUUGGACCAACAAAGCUGCUGGGCGAAAUGAUUCCAAGCACAAAACAGAAUGGCAGCAGCAGCCCUGAUGUGUUCGAUGUAACCGAGAUGAGGAUUUCCCAAAAGGAUUUUUCAAAUGGGCUUCAGACUCCAGAGUUAUUCCUGGAUCCUCACACCUCGUCGCUGGCAAACCUGGGCGCAGUGCUGACUGCACCUUCUCACAGGCUCAACAGCAAGAAUCCUUUCCACACACCAGGUGGGCUCAGUCCGGCCGCAUCAGUGAACCCCUUCCUCGACGGCGAGUGGGGCAGUGGGCCGGUGAGGACGGCGAGUGGUGGCGGACCUCCCCAGCCUGGCGGCACGGACGGCAGGGCGAUAUUCGGAGCUUGGCCGCCGGUAGCGGGGUUCGCCUUUGCCCCGCCCGGUGAAGCUGCCGCUGCAAAGCUGAACCCGUUCCUGUGAGCUCAGCGGGCAAGUGCGGGGGUCCCGUGCCCUUCAGUGGGGCAGUGCUGUAGAUAUCCCCUGACCCUCCAGCUCGCAACGUGAUGAACCUCGGCCUGUAUACGAUGCGUGGGGAAGUUCGACAAUAAACAUGUGAUUUUAUAUCCGUGCUGAACCCUGUCGUGAUCUCCCGGACCAGGAUCGAGA